UGAAAGCGUGCUACGCUCAGUGCCGAAAUGUGUGCUCACGAAAUCUUCACGGGAGCCCCGCGAGCCAGGCUGGGGCGUCCUGUUAGCAUCGCCCUCUCCAGACGUGGGACGCAGGGCCCGGAGACGGAGGGGCAGGGCCGGCCUGCCCUGCACCGCGGCCCAGCCCCAGCCCCUGCCUCUUGCGCGCAUGCCCCGGGGCGUUCUAUUUUCCCCUCUGGGCUAGUCUCCUCGACUUUCUAAACCAGAAGGGGUGGCUCUUGCAAGGAGGAAGCAGUGAUGCGGGGAAACCUGGUGAUGUGUGUUGCAGGCUGUUGAUGGAGAAGGGGGCGGAUGACAGCCGGGACAGUGGUCAUCACUGGGGGCAUCUUGGCGACUGUGAUUCUGCUCUGUAUCAUCGCUGUUCUGUGCUACUGCCGGCUCCAGUACUACUGCUGCAAGGAAGAGUCGGAGGAGGACGAGGAGGAGCCUGACUUCGCCGUGCACGCGAACCCGCCUCCGCUGCCCUGCGGCCGCAGCCUGGUGCUCACCAACGGGCCGGCGCUCUACCCGGCCGCCUCCACCUCCUUCAGCCAGAAGAGCCCGCAGGCCCGCACCCUCUGCCGCAGCUGCUCCCACUACGAGCCGCCCGCCUUCUUCCUGCAGGAGCCCGAGGACGAGGACGUGCGCAACGGCGGCGAGCGCGUGGCCUACCAGAGCGUCAGCCAGGAGGACGCCGAGCCGCCGCCGGGGGCCUUCGGGGGCCUGCAGGCGCUCAACCCCAACCGCCUCUCGGCCAUGCGGGAGGCCUUCUCCCGGAGCCGCAGCAUCAGCACCGACGUCUGAGCAGCCCCGCCCGCCCGACGGGCCCCCAGACCAUGGUGGGGUCCCCGGGGCGUGUCAGCCUGGCCCCGGGCCGGGACCGGGGCCCCGCCCAGCCCUCCGCGCCUCCCUGUCCCCACGGGGGCCGGUCGGGGAGCUCCGCGGCUCGCUGCAGGGAUAGGGCCCAGUGAGCACAAGGUGGCCGCCGGGGGUAGGGGGUGCGGGGCCUGGGGCUCCCAGGCGGGCGGGCACAGGUGAGCUCCCAGGUGUCAGUCCGCAGGGCAAGGCAGGGCUCUGGGGCCUCGACGCCAGGCUCCUGACGCUGAAGCUGCCGUCCAGCAGAGCUGCAGGGGGAAAGUGGCCUCCACCUCAGCCCCAGCAACUUGGCCGUCGCUGGCUGUGAGGCCGGGCCUGACCCCACUCCCCGACACCC
Messenger RNA from Herpailurus yagouaroundi (jaguarundi), 1231 nucleotides. RefSeq names its product family with sequence similarity 163 member B (gene FAM163B). NCBI's taxonomy places the organism in Eukaryota, Metazoa, Chordata, Mammalia, Carnivora, Felidae. Bases 331 to 822 code for a protein of 163 amino acids. The transcript has 2 exons. The record is from RefSeq and is a predicted model, not a curated record.